Molecule: messenger RNA, 1467 nt
Organism: Dissoconium aciculare CBS 342.82
Lineage: Eukaryota; Fungi; Ascomycota; Dothideomycetes; Mycosphaerellales; Dissoconiaceae
Product: 3-hydroxyisobutyryl-coenzyme A hydrolase
Exons: 2
Coding region: 1-1467 (488 amino acids)
Biological process (GO): L-valine catabolic process
Cellular component (GO): mitochondrion
Molecular function (GO): 3-hydroxyisobutyryl-CoA hydrolase activity
Source: RefSeq, a predicted model, not a curated record
AUGCCUCUGCGCGCGAAGAUCAUGAACCCGGCCAUGGCGGGUCAAGCCACGAGAUCCUUCGCCGCCACCACAGAUAUCAAAGAAUUACCAGGCGAUGCACCAGAUGAUGUUCUUUUCGAUUCACAGGGCGGUGUCCGGAGUAUCCUUCUCAACCGACCCAAGAAACUCAACUCACUGGAUGCCAGCAUGAUCAGGAAAAUCGCGCCCAGACUGAAAGAAUGGAGUCGCAGUGAUAUGGCCAACGUUGUUGUCAUCAAGGGCGAGGGGCGCGCAUUCUGUGCUGGAGGCGACGUUGCGUCGCUUGCGAAACAAAAUAAGACAGGCGCAGAGGGACAACAGGCAAGCAAGGAUUACUUUGCGCUUGAAUACAAGCUGGAUCAUCUCAUUGCUACGUACAAGAAGCCAUACGUCGCGUUCAUUGACGGCAUCACUAUGGGUGGCGGUGUUGGAUUAUCCAUGCAUGCGCCGUUCAGAAUUGCGACCGAAAAUACAGUCUUCGCCAUGCCUGAAACCAAUAUCGGACUCUUCCCCGAUGUUGGCGCUUCCUUCUUCUUGCCACGGUUGGGUGGUGGUCUAGGCACAUAUCUGGCCCUCACAUCGGAUCAACUCAAGGGCGUUGAUGUUUUCUAUGCUGGCGUCGCCACUCAUUAUUUACAUUCCUCAUCUCUUCCCGAUCUUGAGGCUCGACUUGCGGAACUACAGUUCAAAGAUUACGACGACCUACCGACUCGAUUACAGGUUAUCAACAGCACAAUUGAGGAAUUCUGUACGGGCCUUCCUCAUGAUAAGCCUAUCGCAUCAGGGUGUGUCGGCGGCGAUAUUCGCAAAGCGAUCGACUUUGUUUUUCAAGCAGCGCACGACAUAAAUGAAAUGUUUGAAGCUUUGGACGAAAUUCGACACGACAUUUCGCCCAAAAGUCCCAUCGUCGAAUGGAUUUCAAAGACCAAAAAGACAAUCCUUUCUCGAUCCCCCACUUCGCUCAAGGUCACCAUCCGACAACUUCAGCAGGGCAUUAGUUGGUCUAUCGCUGACACGUUCCGCAAAGAGCAUCGCAUCGCAUCCAAGUUCAUGGAGCAUCCCGACUUUGUGGAGGGUGUAUCGGCUUUGCUAAUUGACAAGCCAAAGCGGACCCCCACCUGGUCUCCUGGCUCGCUGGAGGAAGUUUCGGACGCAGACGUGGCCGCCUUCUUCAACAACCCGACGAGUUUUGAGCUGUUGAACAAGGAUGCUGGCAGCACCGAACAAGACUACACUGCUUACCCGCAUGCGCAUUUCACAUUGCCUACCGAUCUCGCUGUCGAGGUUCACUGGAGGAAUGGCAUGAAACAAGAGGAGAUCAUGCAGAAGCUCGUUCGUGAGUACAAAGGUAAACAAGGCGUCAAAGAAAAAGUGGCCGAUAUUCUGCAACGAAGAUUAAAUUCGAAGGGAUUCAACGAAAACUACGAGGCUAUCUGGGAAUGGUUGUGA